This is a messenger RNA of Magallana angulata, 1425 nucleotides long. Its product is annotated as protein LTO1 homolog. Bases 87 to 512 code for a protein of 141 amino acids. Lineage: Eukaryota; Metazoa; Mollusca; Bivalvia; Ostreida; Ostreidae. The record is from RefSeq and is a predicted model, not a curated record. The transcript is spliced from 6 exons.
CUUUUCUCUCCAUGCAUAAAAAUCCAUGAUCAGAAUAAUAUGCUGAAUAUUCUGUUUAAAUAUUUGCAAGAAUAUGCUAUCGUGUUAUGCAAGUUUUCAGAAUGGCUGAAAAAGAUGACAUCUUUCAUGACAUUGUUAUGUCUGAAGAGAGGUUCCACCAAGAGGGAUUCAGUGCUGGGCUGAAUGUAGGCAGACAAACAGGGUCCCAGGAGGGGUGGAAGUUGGGCUGGCAGCAGGGGUCCGCUAUUGGCUCAGAGAUUGGAUUUUAUUCUGGCUUUUGUGGUAUACUUCUAGAAAAGUUAAAAGAUGUUGACAACAAACAAAGAGUGUGCAAGGUGUUACAGGGUAUACUGGCAACACUGGAUGACCUCCCCUUGACAGAUCCGACCAACCAGGAACUGUUUGACAAGUUAGAGACGGUCAGAGCCAAAGUUAAACAGGUGAACUCGCUUUUGUCAAUCAAUCUGGAAUUCCAUUCAAAGAAGCAAGGCGCAAAAGAAAUGUCAUUCUAGGGUCAAAACAACCUGGACUUGUGAAGCUCUUGAUGACUUUCUAUUAGAAGGUCAGUUAUCAGAUUACAAUGAUAUACACAGGUGCAUUAAUGUGCAGGUUGCCAUACUGUUUCUUAUAACAGAUAUGAAACUAGACUUUGUUAUCAUUUUGGAAUAGCUGAAAGCGAAAGUAUAAACAAUUAAACAGGUAUUCUGAAUAUUGUUAUCUCAGAUACAUUUGUAAUUAGAAAUAAGAGAAAACUUCUUGGGAGUAUUUUAAUAUCUACUGUAAACCGACUUUUAUUCGCGUGCUAUAAAUUUACGUGACAGCCUCAUUGUUUCUUGCAACAAAGCAGUACUCAAAUGUCUCUGGUAUUUUGUUUUCCAAAUACAUGUAAUCUUCAACUUAUAUGCCAGUAUUUUUUUUAGAAAGUUGCAAUAUAAAGUUGAUAAGUUGGUUUACAAUAUAUAUCAAAUCCUGGUAUCUGGAGUUUGUGUUAACUGGGUUUAACUGUACACGUUUGAUUUUGAUACUUCUUGUCUGCGAGUCUGAUUUAGAAAAAAAAAUGAGAUUGAAAAUUAUCAAAAAAAUAUCAGUUGAAAAGAGGAUCUAUAUAAUUAUUCACUUUUAUUUUUGUUGAUGACGUGUAAUCACAAAUAUUUGUUUUGAACACGAUACACAGCGGAAUAUAGAAUUUAAUGUAUAUCACAAAUAUGGAAAGAUGUGGGUUUUUUUUUUACAACAAUAUCUCUGUGGAAUUUGAUAAUGCACUUGCUUCAAACACAUAAAGGAGGGCAUUAAAAUUUGCCUUUGUUAUUACCUUUUCCCAUAUGUAUUUUAGAAAAAUGGAAUGCAUUCAAGCAAGAAAACAAGGAACAGCUAUUGUUCCCUCUCCCAGAAUCUCAUAGUCCCAGUACUAACAGCAUUUCGGAG